Messenger RNA from Physella acuta, 4784 nucleotides. RefSeq names its product kelch-like protein 18. Lineage: Eukaryota; Metazoa; Mollusca; Gastropoda; Physidae. Gene Ontology annotation, molecular function: protein binding. The record is from RefSeq and is a predicted model, not a curated record.
UGAAUACCAACAUAGAUCUUGUAGGGCUAGAUGUAAUCUAGAAUCUAGAUGUACUUAUUACUAGAAGGGAUGAUAUUUUGAGUCGUCCCUUUGAAUCCCGGUCAGAACGGCUUCCCCCGUUUCUAUCUGACAACUAGCGUAACAAUGAUGUAACGUUACUAAAAAUAGCAGAGAAAAUUGUCGCAUGGUACCUCAUGCAGGAAAUGGAUUUUGGAAAAAGUAAACAGCAUUAAUGUAGUUAAUCAUGGAAGAUGAUUGAGUCCCGGGUAUUUCAUAUCCAAAAUCAAGCUAACACAGCCUUCAGUGUUAUGCAAGAGCUUCGAAUCAAUCAGCAGCUUUGUGACAUUGUACUUUGUGUGGGUGGAGCCAAGUAUUCAGCACACCGUGUUGUGCUGGCUGGCUGCAGCCCUUAUCUGCGUGCAAUGUUUACCAAUGGAAUGCUGGAGUCUGAACGGGAACAUGUUGAGCUGCAUGGCAUAGAAGCGCCAACAAUGAGUCUUCUCUUAGACUUCAUGUACACUUGCUGUAUUGAGGUGACAGUAGAUAACGUGCAAGCUGUACUACAGGGUGCAAGCAUGCUUGGACUACAUGCAUUACGUACAAUGUGCGCACACUUCCUUCAGAAUCAACUCACAGCCUCUAAUUGCUUAGGUAUCCAUUAUUUUGCUGAUGUCUAUUCCUGUACAGAGCUAGAGGCCGUGGCUCGCCAGUUUAUUUAUCAAAACUUUUUGGAUGUCAUUAGGAUGGAAGAAUUUUUUGACCUGCCUGAAGAUCGUUUACUUAGUUUGUUAAAGUCUGAUAAACUUCAGGUGAUGAGUGAGAACCAGGUUUUUGAGGCAGCGUGCUCCUGGCUGCAGUAUGAUCCUGGAAAACGCUUGGAUAGAGCCUGCUUCAUCCUACAGAACAUUCGACUUGCCUUAUUGGAGCGCCACUUUCUGGAGAAUGUGGUGCUCAAAUCAGAAUAUUUCCGUACUUGUCCCAAGUGUCAGCUGCUCAUCAGCAAAGCCAUUCGUAUGAAACAGGACAGCAGCGAACUAGAGACAGUUACACCACGUGCCCAGCCACCAUGUAUUUAUGUCAUGGGUGGCCGUAACAGCACAGACAGCCAGUUAAAGAGUACAGAGAGAUACGACUUCCUAGUUGACCAGUGGAUACAUAUGCCACCUAUGAACAUAGCAAGAACAGCUGUGGGAUCAGCCAGUCUGGAUGGUGUGUUGUAUGCUGUGGGGGGUGAGUGUGCACUGGCUGACACACAGGAUGACACACUUUACCUGCACUGUGUUGAAAUGUACGACCCUGUACGUAAACGCUGGGAACACAAACCUAACAUGAAACUUGCCAGGUCAUUUGUAGCUGUGGCUGCUGUUGGGGGUUAUUUAUAUGCUAUAGGUGGUGAAGACAGAGCGGGCAGCUACAAUAUCGUGGAGCGUUAUGAUCCCAAGGUAGAGACGUGGACACUGGUCAGUUGUAUGAAACGUAGGAGGGCUGGUGCAGGGGUCACUGUCUGUGAUGGAAAAAUUUAUGUCGCAGGUGGUUAUGAUAAAGGUCCUCAUAUGGACAGAGCAAGCAUGGAGGUGUAUGACCCAGAUAGCGGAGACUGGACAUUUGCACCAGAAAUGGAGAAAGCCUGCUCUGGACUUUCUAUGGUCACACUUGACCAUUUAAUUUAUGCCUUUGGUGGUCGAUACCGACAUAUAGACCAGUACUUUGAUUUAGUUGAAAGAUACAAUACUGUGACCCGCCAGUGGACCACCAUCACACCUAUGACAACCCCCCGCGCAUGGUUUGGUAUAGCUGUCUUUGACAACAGAAUCUAUGUGUGCGGGGGUUUUGAUGGCAACUCAAGACUUCGCCACUGUGAAAUGUAUGACCCUGAGUCAGACACUUGGACUGUGAUAUGUGGCAUGAAGAUUGGCCGAGCAGGGUGUGGGGCCACUGUUGUAUGAAGAUUGGCAGGGUGUGGGGCCACUGUUGUAUGUAGAUUGGCAGGGUGUGGGGCCACUGUUGUAUGAAGAUUGGGCUGGCAGGGUGUGGGGCCACUGUUGUAUGAAGAUUGGGCUGGCAGGGUGUGGGGCCACUGUUGUAUGUAGAUUGGCAGGGUGUGGGGCCACUGUUGUAUGAAGAUUGGCAGGGUGUGGGGCCACUGUUAUAUGUAGAUUUGCCAGGGGGGUGGGGAGAUUGGGCCAUUGUUGUAUAACUUGUUCUUUGUAUACUUGUAAAUAUCUAACUGAUGAGUUGCUUAGAUUCACAGUUCUCAAACUAUUGAAAGCCUGACAUUAUUGGUUCUUGUCAUUUGUUCAUGUCAUACUGGUCUCCUAUCUCAGACAUUCUACUUGUCUACUGUCCUGUUCAAUGUCCUACUUGUCUACUGUCCUGUUCAAUGUCCUACUUGUCUACUGUCCUGUUCAAUGUCCUACUUGUCUACUGUCCUGUUCAAUGUCCUACUUGUCUACUGUCCUGUUCAAUGUCCUACUUGUCUACUGUCCUGUUCAAUGUCCUACUUGUCUACUGUCCUGUUCAAUGUCCUACUUGUCUACUGUCCUGUUCAAUGUCCUACUUGUCUACUGUCCUGUUCAAUGUCCUACUUGUCUACUGUCCUGUUCAAUGUCCUACUUGUCUACUGUCCUGUUCAAUGUCCUACUUGUCUACUGUCCUGUUCAAUGUCCUACUUGUCUACUGUCCUGUUCAAUGUCCUACUUGUCUACUGUCCUGUUCAAUGUCCUACUUGUCUACUGUCCUGUUCAAUGUCCUACUUGUCUACUGUCCUGUUCAAUGUCCUACUUAUCUACUGUCCUGUUUAAUGUCCUAUUAGAGAUGGUGAAACAGCUUUGACUCAACCAUUUCAGUAUUUUAUUUCCCCUGAAUUUUUAUUUCAACUCUUGUCAUGAUUAACUAAGUGAAACUUAAAGAAGUGAAUGGUUUCAAUGUUAGUGAAACUUAAAGAAGUGAAUGGUUUCAAUGUUAGUGAAACUUUAGAAAGUGAAUGGUUUCAAUGUUAGUGAAACUUUAAGAAGUGAAUGGUUUCAAUGUUAGUGAAACUUUAAGAAGUGAAUGGUUUCAAUGUUAGUGAAACUUAAAGAAGUGAAUGGUUUCAAUGUUAGUGAAACUUAAAGAAGUGAAUGGUUUCAAUGUUAGUGAAACUUUAGAAAGUGAAUGGUUUCAAUGUUAGUGAAACUUUAAGAAGUGAAUGGUUUCAAUGUUAGUGAAACUUUAAGAAGUGAAUGGUUUCAAUGUUAGUGAAACUUUAAGAAGUGAAUGGUUUCAAUGUUAGUGAAACUUUAAGAAGUGAAUGGUUUCAAUGUUAGUGAAACUUUUGUAAGUGAAUGGUUUCAAUGUUAGUGAAACUUUAGAAAGUGAAUGUUUUCAAUGUUAGUGAAACUUAAAGAAGUGAAUGGUUUCAAUGUUAGUGAAACUUAAAGAAGUGAAUGGUUUCAAUGUUAGUGAAACUUUAGAAAGUGAAUGGUUUCAAUGUUAGUGAAACUUUAAGAAGUGAAUGGUUUCAAUGUUAGUGAAACUUUAAGAAGUGAAUGGUUUCAAUGUUAGUGAAACUUUAAGAAGUGAAUGGUUUCAAUGUUAGUGAAACUUUAAGAAGUGAAUGGUUUCAAUGUUAGUGAAACUUUUGUAAGUGAAUGGUUUCAAUGUUAGUGAAACUUUAGAAAGUGAAUGUUUUCAAUGUUAGUGAAACUUUAAGAAGUGAAUGGUUUCAAUGUUAGUGAAACUUUAAGAAGUGAAUGGUUUCAAUGUUAGUGAAACUUUAAGAAGUGAAUGGUUUCAAUGUGUACCAGGAAAAAAAAUCUCAGUGGUUGCUGUAAUAGUCCUUCUAUUGUUUUGAUUUUUUUUGUUCUACUGUUGUUUUGAUUUUUAAAAAAAAUUGUUGGUUUUUCUCCUUUUAAGAAGUAAAGGGUUAGCAAGAUAGAAAACUUGUACAAAAUUUAGUUCUGGACUGGUCUCUUUUUUCAAAAGAAUAAUUCAAUAUUUGAAUUGAAAUGCUGAUAUUAAAAAUGUACAUUUGUUUCUGUAUUAAUUGUAUGAGUUGAUCCCAUGUUUUGUGUAUACUGCAGUCAGAAGUAAUUUGCAUUUAUUUUUGUGAUAUUCACUGCCAGCAGAGGUGUACAUUGUUACAGUCUUACUUGUCAAGUUUUGUACACAGGUCUCAAUUGACAAGUUUCUUAUAUAGGUACAGCAGUCUCACACGACUAUAAAAAUCCAAGAAAUGUAUAAGAAUUAUUGUGCAAUAUGGUAUGAUUGGAUGCAAAUAUGCCAGAAAGAAAUCAACUGUGUAUUUAAAAUUCUUGUUUUACCCAGUAGAUAUAAAUGAGAUUGUAAUUUGUGUCAAACUUUUUUGUUUUAAUGGAAAUAUUCCUUCUUUUUUUUGUAACAAUCUUUUUAAGUGCACACAUUUUUGUAAGUAAAUGAUUUGUAAAAUGGAUGUUAAUAAGGAAUACCAUGGUGUGAUGAGUGGAAGCCUUUUUCUCUAAUCAAAUGAUCUGACUCGUUCCUAAAUGGCCAGGUUUAUAUGGGAAAUAUUUCAUUCCAAAACUAAUGUUCCCACUGCCAGGGAGGAAUUACAUUUGCCCCCUUUAAGUCUAGAAAACAAGCAUGAGCUUACUGGGCAGAAAACUUGGGACAGCUGUCUCAAGCUAUCCCCCAUUGCUGUGGUUGUCCAAAUGUGAGUAGUUUAUUUUUUAGCUCUUCAGAUUAAUUUAUCUGCUUUUGGAUUGUUUGAAGUAUGCAGGAUUUUUAUGUCUUUGUAAAAUUGCAUAAUAAAAGUGUUUAAUUUUUCA